Messenger RNA from Ylistrum balloti, 1464 nucleotides. Its product is annotated as major facilitator superfamily domain-containing protein 1-like. Gene Ontology annotation, molecular function: transmembrane transporter activity. Lineage: Eukaryota; Metazoa; Mollusca; Bivalvia; Pectinida; Pectinidae. The transcript has 13 exons. The record is from RefSeq and is a predicted model, not a curated record. Bases 1 to 1464 code for a protein of 487 amino acids. Gene Ontology annotation, biological process: transmembrane transport.
AUGAAAGUCGAAGAUUGGAAAUGGCGAUAUCUGAUCCUCGUGUUCGACUGCUCUAUGACGUUCGGGUGUUACUUCAACAUCGACAUCAUCAGCGCCGUUCAGGCAGAUAUACAGGGUCAAGACACUGGAACCUGCGCAAAUAUAACGAAUGCCACGUGUUGUGAUGGGUGUCUUGGACUGGGCCCCGAUAGGUACAACCAGUUGUACACCGCUUUCUCCUGGAUGAACGCACUCUUUGCCUUACCAGGAGGAUAUCUCAUCGACAGAAUCGGAAAUCGAGUAUCUGCGAUCAUGGUAACAACGAUGGCUACUUUCGGUACCAUCCUGUUUGCUGUUGCCACUAUGGAUGGGAUACAGGGGACGACCGCCAUGUUUCCUUUGAUGAUAUGUGGGCGUGUACUAAUAGGAGCGGGAACUGGGUCGUCACUCAUUGUUCAAGAUCGCGUCGUCGCGUUUUGGUUCAAGGACAGAAUCUCUUUUGUUUAUGGAUUUGUGAUAUUCGCAUUACGUGUGGGAAACGUUUCAAAUUUUCUUCUUACUGCUAACAUCGCAAAACAUUAUGGAAUCCAAUGGGCAUUUUGGAUGGGAACUGUAGCCUGUGUGAUAGGAGUUUUAUCCGCUAUCAGCCUCGCUAUAGUAGACUAUUACGGUACUCUGCAGCUGGAUGAUGACUGUAAAAUAAAUAUGAAAGCCCUGCCAGUGUCCCGUAAGGAUAUCAGAGAAUUUCCUGCUAUUUACUGGAUGAUUUGUCUGAUGAUCAUGUCCUACUAUGCCAGUUAUUUACCUUUCGUUUCAAACGGAACGAAGUAUAUUCAGGAUAGAUACGGAUACUCUAAAACAACUUCCUCUUACUAUAAUGGAGCUAUAUACGACACAUCAGUUGUCAUAUCACCACUGGUUGGUAGCAUACUGGGCGCAAUAGACUGCCACGGAAUCGUUCUUACUUCAAUCUUUGCAUUCACUCUUCCGAUCUUCCCAUUACUUUCCUACUGUCCAGAAAUACACCCACUAGUACUCACUAUCUGGAUUGGCAUCUCCUACACAUUCGCCGGGGUGUGCCUGUGGCCAUGUAUAAUAAUUGUCGUUCCUAAGAAGGCCAUUGGUACUGCUAUAGGAAUUGCAACCUUUAUCCAGGGAAUGGGUAUUGGCUUGACAAACCUGGUAACGGGCAAACUCCUCGGCUUCACGGAAGACCCCAAUAAGGAGUCCCUAAUACACAAAUACCAAAAGAUGUUUUGGUUGUUACUGAGCAUGUGUCUUUUCUGUACACUCUGUUCUGUAGUCCUCAACAUUCUCGACCUCACAAAGGAAAGAAAAUUAAACAGACGACUAGCAAAGAAGAGUGUCAAAGAAAUGAAAAACUUCGCUGAUGAAAAAUCUCCUCUUAUGACAGAUGCUCCUAGUAUACAGAGUUAUGUAUCCAUAGACGCUAGUAAUGUGGACCUCGCUCCAGGAAUACAAUGA